CGUCUCAGUUUACCUGCUUGCAGGUGUUCACAGCUGUUCCUUGUUGAAUCUGAUUAAUCUGGCCUUCCAGGCCUACCUGCGCUCGCCGGCUAACUUCCGCUAGCCUGCCCGCUGAAUACCUUCAAUUUGUGGCCUGUUCUUCCUGUGUUGUUUUCCGUAAAUCUGCUGCCUUGGGAUCAAACUGUAUGGUGUGUUGUCAGAUUUUUCCAUCUAAAGAUUAGAAGACAAGGAGGCAGGCCAUCACCUUCAUGUCAGUGGAUGUAUACUGCUCACUCGCCCACAAAGAUGACAAAAGACUAUCGGACCUUGGUCUUCAAACAACAUGCUAAAUUUACUUCACCUGAGAAGAGGUCUCUGGACCACUGAGCAACAGUCCAGGACGUCUUUGUUUUGAAUGUGUAAACUCUGUUUCCGAAUAUUAAACUGAUCCACACGAAAUGGACAGCGCACUCUGCACCGGAUGCUUCAGCAAUUUGUUUGUGCAGAAGAAUUGUUGAGCUGCAGACAAUGAUGAAAGUUUUGUUCCUCGUUCUGUGUUCAGGAAUUUUGCAGUUUUCAUUAGCUGCAUACCGUCUGCGAUACUUCAAUAAUUCAGAAGUGAGCCUGAACUGGACUGAUGCAGAACAAUACUGUGUUGAAGAGGGAGGAUCAUUACUGAGUCUGUAUGAUGAAGAGGAUGAGAGGAUGAUGUUUAAUUACACUAGCUGGUUUGAAGGACCUGGGUUUUGGCUUGGCCUGAAGAAGAAGGAUAAUGAUGCUCUCUUUUGGUCAGAUGGAGAAAUCGUCAACUUUACCAAGUCAACAGUAAACGUUAGUGAUGGAGAUCAACUCUGUGAAGCUUUUAAAAACGGUUCAUGGAUGGGUUUUAAAUGUUCAGAAGAAAAAGCUUUCAUGUGUAAAAAUGGUGAAAAUUUCGUCCUUGUAGACGAUGUUGAGAGAAACUGGUGCCAGGCGCUGCAACACUGCAGAACACAUUUCAGCGAUUUAGCGAGCAUCAUGGACGAACAGCAAAAUGAAGACCUGAGACAAAAAAGUCUAGGAAAAACUGUUAUGAUCGGGCUUCAGCAUGAUAACUAUGAACGGGCAGACAAAAGUUGUUCAACAUUUAGAAAUAUUAGUAAUAGUCCUGAAUGUGUCUCUUUACAUAACAAUGGAAAUGAGCUUACUUGGACACAACAAAACUGCGCUAAUAUAAAACCAGUCAUUUGUUAUAAAGGCCAUGUGAGAGCCAUAGUAAUCAAGGAGCCCAAAACCUGGGAGGAUGCGCUGAAUUACUGUAAAGCCAGACAUUCACGCUUUCUAUUGAUUGAGGAUGAGGAGGACCAGGAAGCUGUCGGACAGUGGCUUAAAUACACUGUCACUGGUUCUUUGAAGCGUUUGUGGAUCGGUCUGAGGCAGAGUUCUGUCUUUGGGUUCUGGAUUUGGAGUGACCGAAUUGCGAACUAUAAGAACUGGGAGAAUGGAAAACAGCCUGAGAUGCCUUUGUCCCAUCACUGCGGUGUGAUUGAUGCUAAAACCUACAAAUGGAACGAUGAAGAUUGUAAUUUUAAGCUACCUUUCCUUUGUGAGGAGGAUAUAAUAUACAUGAAGACCUAAAAUUACAGCUUCAUUCAGCAGUCGAAAGCCUAAUGAUGUCAUGUUGCCAUAUCCAUCCAUCUGUCUGUUUCUCUCUCUCUGUUAUUGGGGGGUUUGAUUCUAUGCUUAGGUGUUUUUUUUUAUUAUUUCAUGUAAUCAGUGUCUGAAUUUGUAUUUCCAAAAGCAAUAUUUAAUCUGAAUCAGUUCCGUAUGUGAAAUGUUUUGCCUUUUUUUUCUGUUGUGCAGUUUUUGACAAGAGAC
Molecule: messenger RNA, 1836 nt
Organism: Poecilia reticulata (guppy)
Lineage: Eukaryota; Metazoa; Chordata; Actinopteri; Cyprinodontiformes; Poeciliidae
Source: RefSeq, a predicted model, not a curated record